Molecule: messenger RNA, 898 nt
Organism: Paraphaeosphaeria sporulosa
Lineage: Eukaryota; Fungi; Ascomycota; Dothideomycetes; Pleosporales; Didymosphaeriaceae
Exons: 1
Coding region: 279-764 (161 amino acids)
Source: RefSeq, a predicted model, not a curated record
CGGCAGGCACGUAUGCACAAGAGCUCCUGUACGUACCGUCUACGGCGAGAGUCACGCUAGCUAAACAGGCAGCAUUGCUCACAGCGCGAACGCUCACUCAAGUCCCUAUUUCCUUCGACUCUGUUCCACGGUUCGCAGCGACCCGCAGCAUCUCAUUCUCGGUUUCGCAUUCACCACACUCCUGCACGCACUCACAAAAUACCAACCCGCUGCAGGCUUUUAUUUCCUCUUCGCAGAAAUCGUAUCUGCAGGACACCUUGUAAAGAGUACCUACAUACAUGUCCAGAAAAGGCUUAAUCCCGCAAGCACGCAUGGCAUCAUUUCUUCCACCUAUUCAAGAGCACUAUUCGCAUGCACGACCGUUUUCAGCACCUGGCCCCUCCUUCCUAUUCCAUCCCAUGCCGUCACCUCUCACUCCCAAUUCACUCAGUGACCGUGUCUGCACAUCACCUGAAACCCGGUCCAUGGUUACGUGUAGCCAGCCACGGCCAUCUUUCCUCUUCGGAAGCAUGCAUUCCCGAUGCAGAACUCAUCCUUCGUCACUGACCACACCAAUGCCAGUUCCGCAUCUACAAUACCUCACCCCCUCGUAUCUGACCACUCAGUCGGGCCGAUCAGUUCUCGCAUUUACUGUGCAGGAUUUCUCCCCAUCGUCGGUCCGACUCACUUGCCUACAUCGUUCUUUAUUGACUUUCCGCCCGCGCACACCGAUCACUGUGUUCCCGCUCGGCAGAAAAGCCACGACGCAACUUCGCUGCUCAUAAACCCGAGUGCAGAUGGUUUGCAGGCGAAUGGAAUGCUGGCUGGCGAGUUGGGAGAAUGACAACCUGCACUCCAACCUGUAGGCUGGCUGACUGCGUACAAGGUAGUCGGGUAAACACCACGCCACAAAACCAUA